AUGAAGGUGGAACAAAUUUUUGAGUGUUACCACAUAGAUGAUAGAAGGAGAGUGACCCUAGCCACCUUGACUUUUCAAGGUGCAGCCCUUUAUUGGUGGACCUNUAUCAUUNGAGAUCAAAAGANUAAUGGUGACUAUACUAUCCAAUAUUGGAAUGAAUUAAAGGCAGCCUUACAUAGAAGGCAUGUUCCAGCCUAUUAUGCCAGGGAAGUCAUGGACAAGNUCCAUCGACUCCAACAAAGAAACAUGAGUGUUGAGGAAUAUAGANAAAAGUUAGAAUUACUUAUGUUGAGAGCUGGAAUUAAAGAAGAAGAGAGAUUUACCAUAGCUAGGUUCCAAAGUGGUCUUAACUAUGAUAUUCGGGAUAAGGUAGAGCUAUUACCUUACUUGGACCUUAAUGAUUUUGUCCAACUAUAUUCCACCUAUAUCCUUGAGCAUGAAAGUAAUAGUGAGGUGUCAUCCUCUAGUGCGUCUGAGUUAUCCUCAUCUGAAGAGGAACAUGAAGCUCCACCUUGUGAUGGGGAUCUUCUAAUGGUUAGGAGACUUCUUGAGGCAAAGCAUGUUGAGUUAGAACAAACUCAGCGAGAAAACCUAUUCCACACCCGCUGCAAAGUUCUGGAUAAAACUUGUUCUAUGAUUGUGGAUAGUGGUUCUUGUUGUAAUUGUUGUAGCUCUAGAAUGGUUGAAAAGCUAGGCUUGACUCCUACUCCUCAUCCUAACCCUUACAAACUUCAAUGGAUAAAAGAGGAUGAAGGAAUAGUUGUUAAGGAACAAGUAAGUGUUCCCAUUUCCAUAGGCAAGUAUGAAGAUCAAAUCAUUUGUGAUAUUGUUCCAAUGGAAGGGGGUCAGAUCUUACUUGGUCGGCCUUGGCAAUUUGACAAACAAGCUUUGCAUGAUGGAGUCACCAACAAGAUAACCAUUCAACAUAAAGGCAAAAAGAUUAUUUUGAGUCCUCUUACACCAUUACAAGUGCGAGAGGAUAAAAUAAUACUUAAGAAGAAGUUGGAUGGUGAGAAAAAGCUCCACAACAACAAAGUUUCCAAAGAGAAGAAGUUGAGUUUGGUGGAAAGUGCCUUAACCAAUGAAGUUGUUCCAACAAAAACUUCGAAAAAUAUUUUACUUGGACAACCUCACUUUCUUCUCUAUUGCAAGGAGGCACUUCCUUCCAUAAAUCAUCAAUUUGAUUCUCAUCCAAAGGGGUUGCAAAAUCUUUUAAAAGAAUUUGAUGAUUUAUUUCCUAAAGAGGUUCUAAGUGGUUUACCACCUCUUCGGGGAAUUGAACAUCAAAUUGAUUUGAUUCCUGGAGUCAGCCUUCCCAAUAGGCCAGCUUAUAGGACUAACCCCACCGAAACCAAAGAGAUAGAGAAGCAGGUUAAUGAUUUAUUGGAAAAAGGGUGGAUACAGAAAAGCCUUAACCCUUGUGUGGUGCCAGUGUUGUUAGUCCCUAAGAAAGAUGGUUAUUGGCGAAUGUUUACAGAUUGUAGGGCUUGGCGAAUGUUUACAGAUUGUAGGGCUAUUAACAACAUUACAGUCAAGUGUAGGCACCCUAUUCCUAGAUUGGAUGAUAU
Vigna radiata var. radiata (mung bean) is the source of this 1568-nucleotide messenger RNA. RefSeq lists its product as uncharacterized. The annotation marks the transcript as partial. The record is from RefSeq and is a predicted model, not a curated record. Lineage: Eukaryota; Viridiplantae; Streptophyta; Magnoliopsida; Fabales; Fabaceae. The transcript is spliced from 2 exons.